CUGAGACUUGCUGUAGUCACAAAUUGAAAUACCAAAAGAAAUUAGGUGAAGUGAUUAUUCCAAUUCAACACAUCCCCUUUGGGAGGCGUAUUCGACAAUUUCAAGGUAUGCAUACAGUGAAAUUCGGCUUAUUCGAUCGUUUGUUAUUCCUUGUGAUUACUUUAUUCUGAAUCAAGGUUCCCCUUUCCUUUUGAUCGCCCCCAAUUCAAUUGACUCAAACCCCAUUAACCAGUUCAGCUCGACCUUCUUGGUCCCUAAUUUCAUCGAACGAUCGGUCUUGGUUCUCGAUCGCCGAGAUCUCUGUAGAAGGACAAUAUGUGGGCAGCUUCAUGCCUGGCUUCCUGCUGCGCGGCCUGCGCCUGCGAUGCUUGCCGGACGGUGGUGUCGGGAAUUAGCCGGCGUUCGGCCCGUAUCGCGUACUGUGGCCUGUUUGCGCUUUCGCUCAUCGUCUCCUGGAUCCUUCGUGAGGUUGCCGCACCCCUCAUGGAGAAGAUUCCCUGGAUCAAUCAUUUUCACCAAACUCCAGAUAGGGAGUGUUUUACGAGUGAGCUUGGGGAAUUUCCUCUUCUUCACACUACUUGCCAUCUUCAUGAUUGGAGUAAAGAACCAGAAGGAUCCUCGUGAUGGUGUGCAUCAUGGAGGUUGGAUGAUGAAAGUUAUUUGCUGGUGCAUUUUGGUGAUACUGAUGUUCUUUGUUCCAAAUGGCAUCAUCAGCUUUUAUGAGACAACAUCCAAGUUCGGCUCAGGGUUGUUCCUUCUCGUUCAAGUUGUGCUUCUGUUGGAUUUUGUUCAUGGAUGGAAUGACAAAUGGGUUGGAUAUGACGAGCAGUACAUGGCUUUGCUUGUUGUUUCACUUGUAUGUUAUGUGGCUACCUUUUCAUUCUCAGGACUUCUCUUCUAUCUCUUUACCCCUUCAGGACAUGAUUGUGGCCUCAACACUUUCUUCAUUGUGAUGACUUUGAUUCUUGUGUUCGUGUUUGCUGUUGCCACACUGCAUCCAUCAGUGGGCGGCAGUAUUUUGCCGGCUUCGGUUAUAUCACUGUACUGUAUGUACCUGUGCUAUAGUGGGCUUGCAAGCGAGCCCAGGGACUAUGAAUGCAAUGGGCUUCACAGGCACUCUAAAGCUGUUUCCAGUAGCAGUCUUGCUCUUGGACUGCUUACAACUGUGCUCUCUGUCGUCUACUCUGCUGUUCGUGCCGGAUCUUCUACUACUUUGCUCUCUCCUCCAACCUCACCCCGUGCAGGUUCUGGAAAGCCUCUACUGCCAUUGGAUAAGGCGGACGAGCAUCGUGAGGAGGAAGAGAAGUCGAAGGCCGUCACAUAUUCAUAUUCCUUUUUCCACUUAAUCUUCUCUCUGGCCAGCAUGUACUCUGCCAUGCUUCUUACCGGUUGGUCGACCUCUGUGGGGGAGAGCGGGAAAUUGGUGGAUGUCGGUUGGCCGUCUGUGUGGGUCCGUAUUGUCACUGGUUGGGCAACUGCUGCUUUGUUCAUAUGGUCUCUUGUAGCGCCGAUUUUGUUUCCGGAUAGGGAAUUCUAGAUCGUUCGAUUGCAAGUGAAAGAUAAUGGUAACAUGUUUAUAUUUGGAGCUGUGUUAAUGUGUGCCCUCUUUCUUUUCUGCUUGACUCUGCAUAAUGUGGUUGGAUUUGUGUGUUUGUGUGAUAAAAGUUGAAGAUGAGACUUUGACUGGAUUAUGUUUGACUUCUAAGGUUUGAUAAUUAAUUGAUGUGUUGCAUGAUUUGCUCAAAUUUUGUGAUGUGAAGGGUGAUGUGCAUGAAACAUGUUGGUACUGGCUACUUGUAGCAAAUGCAGGUGUUUUCUUUUAACUAGACAUAGUAAUUGUGUUUUUUGGUUGAGUAUCCGG
Striga asiatica is the source of this 1861-nucleotide messenger RNA. The record is from the annotation of a GenBank genome assembly. NCBI's taxonomy places the organism in Eukaryota, Viridiplantae, Streptophyta, Magnoliopsida, Lamiales, Orobanchaceae.